Candidozyma auris is the source of this 936-nucleotide messenger RNA. Its product is annotated as reticulon family protein. The transcript has a single exon. The coding region runs from base 1 to 936 and encodes 311 amino acids. The record is from RefSeq and is a predicted model, not a curated record. NCBI's taxonomy places the organism in Eukaryota, Fungi, Ascomycota, Pichiomycetes, Serinales, Metschnikowiaceae.
AUGUCCGCUCCAGAAGAGUCCUUUGAUUUCAACAGCGCCCCUGCCAAAUCUCAGCCAGCCAAAACUACUCCUUCUUCUUCUUCCUCUGGCUCCUUGUCUCCCUGCUACGUGCUCACUUGGCAGGACCCGGUGCUUACGGGCAAGAUCUUCGGUGGCAUUGUCGCUGGCCUUAUCUUGCUCAAGGUCAAUGUCAUCAGCCACGUGUUCUACUUGUUGUACCUUGGUCUUUUGGUUUCUGCUGCUGCUGAAUACGUGGGCAAGUUGGUCACCGGCCAGGGCUUUGUCACCAAAUACACCGCCCAUGCUCCCUCCUACUCCAAGAUCAUCAAUGAGUCCGUGUUGCCUGCCGUGGGCAAGUUUGCCACCUGUUUCGAGGCCAAGGUGCAGAGAAUUGUGUAUGCUCAGGAUAUCGAGUUGACCUUGAAGGCCGCCGGAGUGUCGUACAUAUUGUACUUCAUCACCUCCUUCUUGAGCUUGUACACUUUGGCCUUCGUUGGCGUUUUGGUCGCCUUCUCCUGGCCUCCUUUCUACAUCAGAAACAAGGACCAGAUAGACGCCUUGGUGGCCCACUACACCAAGCUCUUGAAGCAGAAGACUAGUGAAUUGACUUCCCAGGCCCACAAGUCGGUGGCUCCUCACUUGAACACGUUGGCCAAGAAGACCGGGCCCGUGGGUGACUUCAUCUCUUCCAAGUUCCCUACCAGAACAGCAGGCUCGACUGUGAACGCUUCUAAGGACACCUCGUAUGCCACCGGCUCCAAGGCCGACCCUGUGGCCGUCGAGAAGCCUCUUGACGGUGCUGGCUCUGCCGCUCCUACUGCCCACGCUACCGGCUCUUCUUUCCCCUCGGUGCCAUCUGCCGCUCCAACCGGUGUUGUCGCUGAGGACGUCGAGCCUGCUUCCAACACUGGCGCCGAAAAGGCUACCGCCUUGUAA